CCGGUACUGUACACAAUUUUCGCGCUCGCUGUGCUUUCACGGUGCGCUCAUGUAUUUUUUGUAAAUAGCAAAAUGGCUGGAUCACGAAUGAAUAAGAGAUUCUGUGUAAUUGGAGUGGCUUUAUUACUUGCCACAUGCUAUGGUUGGAUUCGGCUCUUGCUUCUUACCUUCUCUUAUGACACUCUUCCUCGCCAAACAGCUCAUCAUUUGAGAUUUUCUCUCAGUUUGCCACAAGAGGCGGAAUGGUAUGAACAGCAAUGCUUUGGAAAGAUUGAUGAGAAACUCAGCAUUUCAACUUUAGAGGAUACCAUCGGGAGAUGGCAAAUUGCUCUGCAUCCUGAUUGUUUAAAGGUCUUCCAGAAAUUCACCACCAUUUACAGCAUUAGCAGGAGGACGGGUCAUGUAGUAAUUCCUGAGACAUUCCAGACCAAGGUCUUGAAGUGGUUGGGUAAUGAUGAGGAGCUCUUGAAGGAAGUGAAGCUGCAGCAUAUCACAUCUAUCUUUAAUCGAUACACCCAUGAGAGUGCUAUCUUCAACCCUCUUCGUGCCAAGAGACCUGGAGCUACCGACCCUGGGGAAGACAUUGACCAGUACAUUGAAGAGCUCAUUAGCAGCUCACAGAACUGUGAUUUCUGUGAUUUCAAAUUUAAGACAGCUGAAGACACAUUUGGUCGCAUAGAAUCAGAGCAUGCUGUAACUGCAUCGAAUACCUUCAAGUACGAUGCCUACCAUGCUCUUAUUAUUCUCAAGAGUCAUCAUCCUCUCAAGUUCUCUGAGGAGCAGUUCCUUGAUAUGUUUGAUGUCGCCAUGAAAUGGUUCUUGAAGGUGCACUCAACAGAUAAGCAGUACGUCUACCCCCAUCUCAUGUGGGAUACUCUGCCUAAAGCCAGCGCGAGUCAGAUCCACCCUCAUGCGCAGGCCAGUGUGAGCUCAGAGAGACAUUAUGGUUUGAUGGAGCACAUCAGACUGUCAGCACUGGAGUAUAGUCUGAAAAAUAAUGGACAAAACUACUUCACUGAUCUCAUUCAGGUUCAUAAUGCUCUUGGUCUGACCACAAAGUUUGGGGAAGCUACAGCUAUGGCCUACCUCACACCCAAGAAAGACUAUGAAGUCAUGAUCAUCAGUCCGAUGGCUGGUAAAGAUUUUAUCAGGUUACUUUACUAUACAAUAAGAGCAUUCAUUGAUGAUCUUCAUUUAUAUGCAUGGAGCCUUGCGAUUUUCUUACCCAAACUGGAACCUUAUGGUAUUCCCAAAGCAGAGGACAUACCAGCUGUUGCAAGAAUCAUCAGUAGAGGGCCUCCUACUAAUCCAAGGAAUGACAUCAGUGCGAUGGAGCUUUUUGCUGCAUCCAAUGUGAACAUCGAUCCCUUCAGCGUCAUUGAACACAUCAAGAUGUCUGUUAGCAUGAAGGGGCGACUCCAGGCAGGAGACCUGAAGAAGAUAGCGGAGCGGAAAGAACAGCUCCAGCAUGAGAUGGAUGAACUGGAGAAACAGGAGGAAGAGCUGGAGCUGAAGGAGAAUAUUGAGAAGGAUGCGGGGAAUCUGGAGGUUGGGGAUGAUGGAGGGGAGGUGAAGAUGGUAGGAGUGCUGGAGGAUCCAGGAGGGGAUAGAGGGAUAGUAAGAAGAGGAGGAGAUGGAAAUGGAGCCACGGAGCGAAGAGAGGAUGGAUUGAAACUCAUGAAAGAGCAACUGAUAUCUCAGAGAGGCGCAGGUAAUGAUGAGAAAGAGCAGAGGCUAGGUGAUGAUGAUCCUGAGGGUAAAGAUUUUGAAGGGAAGUACUUAGAAGGGCAUGAUACAAGGAGGCGAGUCGUCUGGCCAGGUGAUGGGGUUGGUAUCGAGGAAGAAAUUGGUGAUAAAACGUGAAGCGAAAGUAGUAGGAAACGUACGUUGUUGGAAGAUGUUGUAUUCCACCAUGAUUGCAGUCAUUCAGUACAGCCUAGCGAUGAUGUGAUAAUCAACUUUCAAUGAAAUAAUCGUAUUGAAACUGACUCAUAGCAGGCCAGGAAUGAUUAUUCAGUACUAUCCAGAAUCAUUAUUGAGAAAUGUCCAUUCUAGAACGUGUUUAUGAUGAAUGAGGAAGUAUUUUCCAUAAAAUCAAAUAUAGAUAAUAUAUCUUCUUGUUCACAGGGUAUUUGAAACUGUUUAUACCUAUGGUUAAGAAUAGAAAGUGGUAAUAUAUCUGUAAAGCACCUAGACACAUCGUUGAUUUAUUAAGUGCUAUAUAAAAGCGGGAUAUUAUUAUCAUUAAUUAUGGAAGAAUAAAGUGAGUAACUAUGGAGGUAGACAAAAUAAACAUAAAAUGGUCCUUGACAUUUCCUCUUGUGCUUGUCUAUUCAAGUAGGAUGACUCAUUUUCAUGAUCGGGUUGUAUAUUAUCAUGAAUGUACAACCAGGAAAUGUUUCAUCGGCAAGGAAGUACACUAGACUGUACCUUGAGUGGUACUUCUUGAGUGGUACUUGUUUAAAUUGGCUAUGAAAGAAUUUUGUUGUAUGUGUUUGUGGUAAUGAGGAAGCUGGGGGUUAGAUGUCAUUUAAAUGGAGAGACUAUUAAAAAACAUUUCGAAAGGGAAUUUCUAAGAUUAUUACAUGCCAAUACAAACAAAGUCUCUAAGUAUCAUCAUUUAAAUGCCAACUUUUCAUAAAUUUAAAGUCAGAAACAAUGUGAGUUGGGAAACAGUGAUGACUUAUAUGUUUUACUUGACUGCUAAGAUAGCAAGUGUAUGUCAAGUGAUCUUUUGUUCUUCAGCUCCAAGUCCUAUCCAAGGGACUUUCGAAACCAGGAUCUCCUAGAUACCAGUCCACUGCCCCUACCAUGCACUAAGUCAUGUAUGUACAUGCCAUGCCAGUGUAUGGCCCCAUGUAGCUACCCUAGGCUUUGAAGUACGUGCCGAACUACUUUCCUGCAAUGGUCUGUCUCUGAGCAUGAACUGCAUUUCCAGGUACCUGUAAAUGACUGAUGCCCUUUACAUGAUUUAAACACAAAAUCCCAAAUCUUGUUUUUUAUACACAUAAAUGGUUUCAGAAGGUGGGGAUUUUUGAGAAAAUUAAAUUAAAUCAAGCUCCAAGAAAAAGUCUACCCAGGGAGGAAGUCAUGUACACGGAAAUAUGGCACUUCACCUAGAUCAUAAUCCUGUUAUUGGUUUCGAAAAGGAAGUGAUAGCAAUAAAGAAUCAUAUCGUUUGAGUGUGGUGGUUUGUAUUUAUAUUUGCUUCUGGUGAAAUAACAAUGAUUUGAUCAGGAAAGCUUACCAUGAACAAAAUGAGGAAAUAACAAUUUGAAGUAAAAAACACCUGUAAAUGCUUUUGAACGUGACAAUAAUAGUGAAGAUGGCAAUAUGUAAAUUUAACAAACUGUAUGUGUAUACCUAGGCAGGCUAUCCUUAUGGUUCAAAACUGAAAUCAGUGCUGCUUUAAUUGGCCACUGAAACUUUUUUUUAAUUGUUAUUAUUUAACAGCGAUUUAUAUUAAUAAUAACAAAUUUUAAUCUCGAUUAAAAAAAAAAACGUGAAACUGGUCACCGACCUUCUUUUCUGUUACAAUUUAUUGCACUUGUUCUUCAUCACAAUAUGCACUAGAAUUCCUGACUGAUUUGAGUAUGUUACAUACCUGCUUGCUCUAUAAAUUAUAUAUAUACACACACCACAGACUUACUAGAUACAAAUAGAAUUCUAGUGUUUCCUAUCAUGCAUUUGACCAUAAAAGGUAAACCCGAAAUGGACAACUUUCAAGAACUCCAUAAAUGUAUUGUCAGGAAGUUUGUUUUAAGAAGGAAAAAACCAUGAAGUCAGAUAACGGGUUGUGGUCAUAGCUUUGAGCGGGAUGUCCAUGAGUUCUAUUUCUGGAAUUUCCUGGACUUGGAUUUACCUAGCUUUCUGAUAUAAUACAACACAGCAAAUCUUUGCUGAGAAUAAACUGCUUUAACCUAUUGAAUCCUCGUAGUGGAUUGUAAAAUAAGAGUAUGUGCCGCAGGGUUAUUUUUUAUGCUGUCCUGUGGAGGCCAGUCCAGGCAUUAUUUAAACCAUAAAGUGUGCAAUUUUUUUAUUUUGACAAGUAAAUGACUUACUUGCAUUUUUUUCUUAAAAUAUUGAUGUUAUAUGAAUGAAAUAAUUGGACAGUAGAUAAAAAUUGAAAAAGCAUGUGUGCUAUGUAAUUUCCAAAUGAAUAGUUUUAUUUGUCUGUGUAAACAAAAUUGGAAAGACAGUAUUACUAUAUUAAAGGAAGUUCAUAAAUGUUCAGACAAAAGAAGGUGGUACUGUUUUAUAUAAGAUAGAGUACUAAUUUAUCAAUUAAUCUCGAUUUGUUGACCUAUGAAAAUGGAUUUCUUGUUGAAUUUUAAGCAAUUGUGUUGUUUAUGAUUGUGCAACUCUGGGAAAUGCAAUAAACUUUUCAAAUGUGUAAAUAUUAAAAAGGAUCAUUUUAAAAUUUUACAUACAUACCUAAGAAAAAUAUAAGAAAGAUCCAUAUUGGGACAAGGGUGUAUAACAAGCAUUAAAAUAUUAAUUGAAACUUUGCCGUAUUUGAGCUAUCUAAUAUUAAAAUCAAUUGUACUGACAAUGAGUUUUUAUUUGUAAAAAUGCAAUAGAAAUGAAAGGAAAUUAUUUUCAUAUUAAACUUGAAGUUUGAAAACAUAUUCAUUUA
Strongylocentrotus purpuratus (purple sea urchin) is the source of this 4636-nucleotide messenger RNA. RefSeq lists its product as uncharacterized. The transcript has 11 exons. The record is from RefSeq and is a predicted model, not a curated record. The coding region runs from base 73 to 1863 and encodes 596 amino acids. NCBI's taxonomy places the organism in Eukaryota, Metazoa, Echinodermata, Echinoidea, Camarodonta, Strongylocentrotidae.